GGUUUCACGUGACACAGAUCCUUAAGAACUUCCAGUUCCUCUGGAGGAAACCAGAUAAGACCAUCUUUGCUUCGCAUGAUAUGGGUGGCCUGCAGCAGACAUCCAUCCAUCCCAUCCAGAACUCCACACAGAGAUGCCCGACAUGCGAGGCGUGACAUAAACACUCUCCUUGGAAAACCUAAGCAUUUAAGGAUACAUUUAAACAACCUUUCCUAGCAAAAAUAAACACAAAGCAUACCGCAUGUUUGCUCACAUUGGAAUAAACACACUCAAUCAUCAUCAUCAUCAUCAUCAUAACUCAUCAUAACUUUUAUUUGGAAUACCCUUAGGGUAUUAAAGGGUAUUAAAGGGUAUAAAAGUUUACUGGGAAGGGAGGAAUAAAGCAGGACAAUCAGUUUUGGUAAAGUCACAGGCCCUAUCCCCUAUAGUCUUGAGGUGUCCCCCAUGGUCCUAGUAUGUCCCCCAUGGUCCUGGAAUGUCUCCCAUGUUCCUAGGAUGUCACACAUGGUCCUGGGAUGUCUCCCAUGUUCCUAGGAUGUCACACAUGGUCCAUGAGGUGUCCCCCAUUGUCUUGGGAUGUCCCUCAUGAUCUUGAGCUAACCACCCCCCAUGGUCCUGGUAUGUCCUCUAUGGUCCUGGUAUAUCCCCCAUGGUCCUGGGGUGUCUCCCACGGUCUUGGGGUGUCCCCCAUGGCACUGGGGUGUCUCCCAUGCUUCUGGGAUGUCCCCCAUGGUCCUGGAAUGUCCUUCAUGGCCAUGGAAUGCCCCCCAUGGUCCUGGGGUCCCCUUCUUGGUCCUGGGGUAUGAUGUAUAAUCUACUUCAAUGUGGAUGUAAGUGUAGUGUAAGUGUCGUGCACCGCUGGAGGUAAGAAGGAGUGGAAGGAAUGAGGACGUGAGCAAGUGUACCUGUGGAUGAGUGUUGAGGAGCGUGCACUGUAUUCGGGCACGCGCUCCGAGCAGCCGGUGUGCCGCCACAGAGCUGUCUGACAAACCUUUUGCCCUUUUAGGGGCUGUUUUCCGUGUGCUCCGUGUUGUUCUUUUUCUUCUCAUCAAGGGACAUUUGGUCCAACGGGCACACAAGUGCCUUCCUCAGAAAGUGAAAGUUUACUUAGAGGACGUUACGACAGGCCGUUAACGUCACAGGCAGGGGAAGAAAGGAGCGCUUGAUUUGCUGACCUGCACUGUCAGGGCAGUCUGCCCUCUUUGGGGUCUUUUGUAAAUGAUCAGCUAUCUGAGCUAUUUUUACUGUGGAUGUCAUUUCCUCACAUAGGUCUGAUAAAUAUGGCACAGAUAAACAAUACAGCAGAGAUCAUGUGGCCUUUUGGGGGGAGGCCCCCACCCUGACGUACAAGAUGAGACAUAGUGAAAAAGUAGAAGAUGACAAACGACUUCUUUAUGCUUGCUAAUCAGCAAAUCAACUGCAAAAACUUGGAAUUGAUCUUUAAAUCGGUACCUUGGUGUGAACUGAACGCCUGAAGUCAAAAGUUGCAUAACAUUCAUAUGUUGCAUAAGUUGCAUAACGUCUUAGAUGCAUAUAGACGCAGGCAUGUAGGCCCCUUUCCAGACAUCUAUUUUUGUACUUGUACAUUCAAUAAGUAGCAGCUGUGUAUUCUUGCUGAUAUUCAUCCCGCAGUAAAGCUUAGCAGGGUUGUUUUGUUGCAUCGUCCUGAAGUCAGGAAGUGGCGUGCAACUCAGGACCACUUGGAUCCAUCCUUCUGGAUGAAGUGGAUGAAGGGGAAUAUUGUUCCGCUUACCGGCGUGGGUGCUUCCUGGGCUCCUGGGCUCCAUGUGCAGCAGCCCGGCACAGUGCAGCGUACGUCAGAGUACGCCGUGUACUCUGCUAUUUUCACUCAUCAAUGAUUUCAUCAUGUGACCCAUCAAAGGGCACACGGUGCUGUCUUUGUGACUGGGAGCAUAACUGUUUUGAAGCGGGUGGCCUGAGAUGAUGGGAUCGCAUCAUCGAGGAGGCGAUAGGCUCGAUACAAUGGGUGGUAUCACUGUCGGAUCAAAACUAGCGAUGCAAUUGAUAUUUGUCACUUCUCUUCUCUUGUGGCUAUUGUUAUAUUUCUAAUGAUGCUUAUAGACGGAGGAAGCAGCAUCUGCAGAUAUUCACAUUGGAAUUCAUGUGAUUUGAUGUUCCUUUCCAAAUGUUUUCAUUGAGGGUCAAAUGCAAUUAAAGGAUGCAGGGGAACUUUGAUAUUCUUGACUUUAAUUGAUUUUUUUUUCAUGAGACUAUGCUAAAAGCGCUCCAGUGUAGGCCAAGGGAUGCUACACUGUUCAAUAUAUUUCUAUACGAAUUAUUAGUGCGAAAUUUUCAUUUACCAAUAAUUAAUAUUUCAAUGUUUGUAAAGUCCCAUGUGAUGUAUACAAUAUUCCCAUUGGAAAAAUGGGCCACAUAAGACCCCGGUGUCACAGGUUGUAGAGCCCUGUGUUAACGCACCCUGUGAAAAGGUUAUGUACAGUAUGUACGGGUGUUAUUUGUUCUGCAAAUUGUUCAACCUGUCAUUUAUUGACUGGACUGGAUUUAAAAGUGACUUGUUUUACUGGUGUAGUCACGGGUUUCUUUUUAACCGUCAAAGGUUAGUGAGGAACUUUGGCAAGGCCGCCCAGUGUUUCUUAUCGACUGCUUUAAAAGGGGGGACGCGACUUUGCGGGAUGCAUUCAAUGAUGCCACACUAAGUCGUCUUCGUCCGAACCAUAGCGUUAUACUAUUUAGCUGUGUAUUUUAAAUAACUUUAUACAACAACAUUAGUUUUGUGGAAACUGUUUGAUUUAUGUUUUAGUUUCAUGAAGGCAUGCAAGCGGUAAACGUUUAAACAUCUUUAUCACCAUUUGAAAGUACCUUUAGCACAUUUAAAUAGUUUUUUGUUUGGUUUGCUUUUAAAAUUGUUAUUUUACCAAAAAAAAUCACAACAACAAAGAAAAAGAAAUACACGUUAAAAACCGCAGUUCGUUACAUUUUCUAACGUUUCAGGUUGUGUGGUCUUGAAUGCCUCCCCCGUCGGGGACCGAUCUGUAAAUAAGGAACAGGUUGAGCUUGCAAAGUUCCUCACUUAGCAGGUUGAGACUUUUCGAGGUGAUGGCUGGCAUCGUUUGGACGCGGUGUGUCAACUGGACCUUCAUGAAAGCUCUUAAAGGCAACCGAAUCCCGACAGCUCGUCCGUUUUACCGGGCAACGUCGACCAGGAUGGCCGGCGUCCUCACGAGUGGUCGGACAGCAGUGGUGGUGGGACUGCCCGCUCUCUCCUGCCUGCUGUAUGGAUCUGUAUGGAUCCACAAGGUGCGGACCUCUGCUGUGGUCCUGGCGCUAGAACAAGAGGAGGUUUUGGAGCAGGCGGACUACCUUUACAGCUGUGCCGAGACAGAGAAACUCUACCAGCUUCUACUGCAGCACAAGCACAGCGAUAACGCAGAGUUCCUGUGGCGGCUGGCGCGAGCUUCACGUGACAUGUCGGUGCUCCCUGACACGGGUGCGGGAAGGAAGCAGCAGUUGAUGUACGAGGCCUUCGAAUACGCCAAAAAAGCUCUGGAGAAAGACGACACGUGUUUUGCAGCACACAAGUGGUACGCCAUAUGCAUCAGUGAUGUGGGGGAUUACGAGGGCGUCAAGGUGAAAAUUGGAAAUUCCUACAUCAUACGAGAACAUCUGGAGCGAGCCCUGCAGCUCAAUCCCAAAGAUGCCACGUCGUUACACAUCCUGGGAUACUGGUGUUUUGCUUUUGCCGAGCUGCCGUGGUACCAACGCAAGGUGGCGGCGGUGAUCUUUGCGUGUCCUCCCACGUCCACGUACGAGGAGGCUUUGCAGUUCUUCUUGCAAGCUGAGCAGGUGGAUCCCAACUUCUACAGCAAAAACCUGCUGAUGCUGGGGAAGACCUACAUGGCUCUGAAGGACGAGCGGCAGGCUGUGCUGUGGUUGGAGAAAGCUAAAGAUUACCCCGCGCACACGCUGGAGGACAAGGAGGUCCACAAAGAAGCUGUUGACCUCUUAAAGAAGUUCAGAUGAAGCUUUGAUGGGACCUCUAGGACUUGAACUUGAUGUCAUUCCUGCCUUGACGACACAUGUCCAAACAUCUCCAGCUUUCCACCGUCGUGUCAUUUCUACCAAGUAAAAGCCCAGUCAUGCCAGGGGGCGGGGUCAGUCACAUAUUUAUUUCUCUCUCGUCUUCAAAUGGCUCAAGCUCAUAAUAUGCAAGGGCCCUUCUGUACAGUGGUGGCUGUUUACAGUUGCAAUAUACACCCAAUAUGCUAAACUGGGGGAUCAAUGCAGCCCCCGCCCCCACCCCGGAAACGCUCUGUGAUGUGACAAGGCAAGGGUGGCUCUUGUACUUCAUAGUCAUCAUGGUAUAAAGUAUGUAAUCAUGGUAUAAAGUAUGUAAUCAUGGUAUAAAGUAUGUAAUGUAAUGUAGUUUGUACGAUGGAGAGUAUGUUCAUCCACAGGAAGUACACCUUUGAUCCAAUGUACCGUCCGUGUCAUCAUCCCUUCCUUCCUUGACUGGAAGACGUUUUGCUUUUACAGUGGAAGUCCCUUAUGUCAGCAACGUGGUAAUUCAACCAUUAAUCACUGAUUAAUCCAUCAUCCACUUAAUCAUCCACACAUUUGGUAUUUGAGUCAUCUUUAUUUGAAAAAGUAAAUAUCCUGCCUACCCAG
Messenger RNA from Doryrhamphus excisus (bluestripe pipefish), 4647 nucleotides. It is a transcript of the gene rmdn1, whose product is annotated as regulator of microtubule dynamics 1. The record is from RefSeq and is a predicted model, not a curated record. Lineage: Eukaryota; Metazoa; Chordata; Actinopteri; Syngnathiformes; Syngnathidae. Gene Ontology annotation, molecular function: microtubule binding. Gene Ontology annotation, cellular component: mitotic spindle pole; cytoplasm; spindle microtubule.